Messenger RNA from Pogonomyrmex barbatus (red harvester ant), 745 nucleotides. RefSeq lists its product as uncharacterized. Lineage: Eukaryota; Metazoa; Arthropoda; Insecta; Hymenoptera; Formicidae. The record is from RefSeq and is a predicted model, not a curated record.
AUGGUCCGGUCGUCGAAAAGCGUCAAGAGGACCAGCGUCAAGACCGGAAUGUCAGCGCAAGGAGAUAACGUGAUGAUCGGCUCGUCGCCGUAUUAUUUUCGCCAUGUCGCCGAAAGAGAAUCGGCGAUGUCGCAGGACGAUUGUGACAUGUCGAGACAGAAUGCCUUCGAUAAUUUUAACGAGUGGCUCGUCCAAAGGAACUGCAAGUACUGCGUUUACAGCCUCGCUACGAUACUGGCGAUAUUAUUUUGCCUUGUAAUCGCUGGCCUGCUGUUCCCGUAUCCUUUGCACGCUUCGUGCAUUGUGAAAUGGAAGUUUGAUGAUUCAUGCGCGUAUGUGAUGCAAAAGUUCCAGCGUCAGAUAAUGAAUUGGUCUUCUUGGAAAGCUUGUCAACAGCGUGGCAGCAGUUGCCUGUAUACGCUCCAGCUUCCUGUGGAGAAUAAUAUAAUCAGAGCAACGCACAGAACACCAAACUUGAAGUCGCUCGAGAAAAUUGAGAUUAUCUUCAAGGAAUUGAACAAUACGUGUCUUGUUACAGCUGAUUCUGUGUCAAAUGAAUGGUUCAUGCUAUUCGAUUCUGGGACAAACUAUUGUAAUCUACACAAUUUGGUUGUGGGAGCCGGUCUUGAUAUUCAUACAAAAUUUUUGGAGCUGACGAGUGAUGCUGUAUGCACACAAUUCAAUAUGGCAGUUUGUUGAUGAAACAGAAUAUACAUACAACACACCUACAAUAUUCUAGCAAAAA